Messenger RNA from Triticum aestivum (bread wheat), 946 nucleotides. Its product is annotated as ethylene-responsive transcription factor ERF071. Bases 157 to 771 code for a protein of 204 amino acids. Gene Ontology annotation, molecular function: DNA binding; DNA-binding transcription factor activity. The record is from RefSeq and is a predicted model, not a curated record. Gene Ontology annotation, biological process: regulation of DNA-templated transcription; ethylene-activated signaling pathway. The transcript is spliced from 2 exons. Lineage: Eukaryota; Viridiplantae; Streptophyta; Magnoliopsida; Poales; Poaceae.
CCAACGUCCCGUCCGCCGCUGAAAGCACCCCUCCCAGUCCCAGCAGCCGCCUUGCUCCCCUUGUUUCCACUACGCUUUGGAUCCAUCGAUCGAUCGAGCCUUCUCCAGUUAGCCUUUCCCGCCACCUAAAAAGGCACCCCACGUCUCCAUCCAUCCAUGUGCGGCGGCGCCAUCAUCUACGACUACAUCCCGGCGCACCGCCGCCGGGUGUCCACCGCCGACUUCUGGCCCGACGCCGACCAUUCCGACGCCCACAGCGCCGCCCCCGACAAAGCGCCGCGCGCGAAGCGGGGGCGGACGAACCAGUACCGCGGCAUCCGGCAGCGGCCGUGGGGCAAGUGGGCGGCGGAGAUCCGCGACCCCGUGAAGGGCGUCCGCGUCUGGCUCGGCACCUACCCCACCGCCGAGGCCGCCGCGCGCGCCUACGACCGCGCCGCGCGCCGCAUCAGGGGCGCCAAGGCCAAGGUCAACUUCCCCAACGAGAUCCUGGUCGGCGCGCCCGCGCACGAGGCCCCGUGCACGAUGGCGGCCGUGCUCCCUUCCCCCAAGAAAGAGGAGGAGCCCGCGGCGUGCUCCUGCGAGGAGGUGAAGGCGCUCUCCGAGGAGCUGAUGGCGUACGAGAGCUACAUGAGCUUCCUCGGGGUCCCCUACAUGGAGGGCGGGUCCGCGGCCGCGACCGCCCCUGCCGCCGUCGGUGUCGCCGCCGAGGAUGCACCGGCCGAGCUAUGGAGCUUCGAGGACAGCUACUACCCGGGGCCUCUGGGGCUCUGAUUGUGUCGUGCUCGUAGUCUCCUGCCAGUCGCAGAAAACAGAGUCGAUUCGCUCUUUCCCUUGUGUUUUGUUGAAUUCAUUUUUUCUCUCUUUGUUACUGUGGUGAAUGCCUCAAUGUAAUCUCACAAAUUUUCCAUGUAAAUUUUAUCAACGGAAAGCGCUCUUCCCCGACGCA